AUGGUUAGAUGGAAGGUUUCGAAGCGUUACACAAGAAGAAGAGUCUACCAAGAGAUCUAUCAGCAUUCAGAAGAUGAGAGCUUCAGAGACAAUGAGACGGAUUCUGAGGAGGAUGAUAGAAAACCAGAAGAAUCAAGUUCUUACAAGCCGCGACCAGACGGAGAACAUGAGGGAAACUAUAGAAACCCAAUGAUCAGAAACCGAAAUUAUUAUACUCGAGAACAAGAGAAAAAAGCCAACGGACUCCUUUCGCCUUCAAUGACAACGAUUCUUCAGAACCGUGUGAAGUUCAAAGAAAAAAUGUCAAGAGUCAGCAAUAAGAAUCCCGGCGUUUUGUCGUAUGAAGUUCUCCGCAGCGGUUCCGCAUCAUUCCGGCAAGCCGCGGCACAAGAAGUUUCGAAAUGUCUGAACAAAGUUGGACAUUUCUGUCUCAACAUCCUUGCAUUCACCGAUUUCGCUGUCGCUCUGAUGGUAACAAUCAGUCCAAAUGGAGAUAAACUGUCGCCGGAAAUCAUGUUCGUGUUCUAUACCGCUGCAAUGUGGAUGCAGCUGGCUACGAUUCGUUAUCGCAGUAUCAUUCCAUUGGUUCUCAGCGUACUCAUCGAAAUCGCUGCCUACACAUGGGUAACUGUCGCCGGAGUGAAGUUCAUAACACGAGUCCAUGAGAACGUAAACGACGCAUCAAUUAUUGGAGUCAAGGACUACUUCUUUUUUUUCUUCUUCUCUACAGUCACCAUCGUUAGAUUGGUGUUCGCAGUUGUUCUCUUCAGACUUUUGAAAUUUAAAACCCCUCAUUUCUCUUUUGCGAAUACUGUUUUCUUGAAGCCCAUCAACACUCCCGUCACUUUUUCAUCUAUUAUGGCCCCACAAGAGCUUGACCCAACAAAUCCAUAUUAUCCGCAGACUGUCUACAACAACAAUAAUAAACCCGCUAAAAAUCACCUUCUCGACAGAUCUCUCGUCUAG
Caenorhabditis briggsae is the source of this 966-nucleotide messenger RNA. The coding region runs from base 1 to 966 and encodes 321 amino acids. The transcript is spliced from 4 exons. The record is from RefSeq and is a predicted model, not a curated record. Lineage: Eukaryota; Metazoa; Nematoda; Chromadorea; Rhabditida; Rhabditidae.